CCUCAUGCGAACUUUCUGUAUUAUAUUCGUUUCCGUUUCUGGGUCUGUCGAAAGCUGGUCCCACUCCAGCGCCUGCUAAAUUAAACUCGUCUCAACUUAAAAAAAUGGCGUCGGGAAGUUUCUUGUCGGUUUUUAAGGCUGGUGGUUACGCUGUUUAUGUUUUGUUUCUCUUACUCUGUACAUAUUUACUGAACCAACUGGAUCGAUACACUCUGGCAGUGUCUUCACAACCUAUGGCGCACGACAUACACUUUGGUGAUAAGGGAUGCUUGCCUUACAACUCCACAUUUUCUUCUAAAUAUAAAGACUUCUGUGUGAAAAGUGAGAAGGACAGCAGUCAACCUGAGAGAAACCAAACUAUAUGUGAAUUAAAAACCCCUCACAAUUCCACCCAACAUGUGUGUGCAUGGGAUUAUGAUGGAACAGGAAGCGACUAUCAGAUCCUUGCAGGUCCAGUUUUUAUCCUUGUGUACACAAUCAGUGGUAUUCCUCUUGGAUUCUGUGCUGGAGUUUUUCAUCGUAGAAACCUCAUUGUUUUCUGUCUUGUACUGUGGAGCACCAUGACAUUGUUGACAGGUUUCGCCACCAAAUAUUGGCACUUAGUUGUGACAAGAUUUAUUCUUGGGAUUGGUGAGGCUGGAUGCACUCCAUUUGCAACCAGUUUGAUUGCUGACUAUUUUCCUGAGACAUUACGAGGAUCUGCUUUUGGUGUAUAUAACUGGGGAAUCUACAUUGGUUACAGUAUGGCAUAUGCUUUUGGUAACUUCAUUACGCAAGCUAAUAUUGAUGGCAAAGGGUGGAGGUGGGUGUUCUGGAUUGCUGCUGCACCUGGCUUUGUGCUGGGAUUUGUUAUGCUGCUCACAAUGAAGGAGCCUGAGAGAAGUGAGAAAACAAAUCCACAGGCAAUUGUCACCCAUUCACAGCGACAGGUAUUGAGAGAGAAGUUCCUUUUGUUAUGCAGAACAUUCAUGCGUCCUUCUCUGCUCAUCUUGUUUCUUGCCGGAUCCAUAAGGAAUGCUGGAGGCUAUGUUUGGGCGUACAACACACAGCCUUACUUCAACAAGUAUUACCCUCAAACUAAUGUGGGAGAAUAUAUGAGCUGGAUCCCUCUGGUGGGAGGAAGCUUGGGAGUGGUCCUAGGAGGAUUCAUCUCUGAUCGGUUGAUUAAAAACCGAGGCUUUUAUGCCAGAGUUUGGGUCCUAUUAUUCAGUCAGAUAAUUGCUGCGCCAUUUGCUGCAGGAGCCUUGUUCUUGCCCCCGCCAUGGGCUUUCAUCAGUCUGAUUCCCUCAAAUGUCAUUGGUGAGAUGUGGGUUGGUGUAACACUCACUGUAGUAGUCGAACUUGUACCAAACUCUAUCCGUUCACCCGCCAUAGCAGGUUAUUUGUUCAUCAUCAGCAUCAUUGGUGGUAAUGUGCCACUCCUCGUUCCACCUCUGAAGAAAAUCACCAGUCUGCGGACAGCUCUGUACAUUCUUUUUCCUGGCCUGUACCUCCUCAGCUCUGUGUUCUUUCUCUUGACUUUGUUCUCGUUGAAACGCGAUAUGAGACGAGCCAAGGAGGAAGAGGAAGUCAUUAAACCGUUAUUGCCUGAGACACCCACUGAAUAUGAAGGAAAGACAGUUUGAUAACAUCUAGAAUGGAAUUGAAUUACCAACUGUCUUGUUUCAAAGGCAGGAGACAAAUGCAUUUAAGUUUGCCUUUGUUUGGACUAUUAGCUGAACAAUCUAUUUAAACAAAUUAGAGAACGUUGAUAAAUUUUCCUUGACGCGUACAAAAAAAUGGAAACGAACCACUCAUCGGAAGUUAUUCCUACCAUUUUUGCAAUACAUGUCUAGCUAAGACACAGGAAUUAGAAAUGAUAUAUUGAGUAAAAACGGCUGCACUCUAUUUAAUUGUAUAAGAAAACUUGUGCCACCGGCCUAUGCAGUUAAAUUCAAACUGACGCCAAUCGCAACCCGAGCACUCGUGUUUUCCCGCGCUUUGGGUAGUUUGGUUGUUUAGGAUGAACUGUUCGUGUCGUGCAUUAAAAAAAAAAAGUAAAAAGCUAACUUAUUCAUAUUGUUCUUGAUUAAUGAUUCUUUAGAUAAAAUAAUUUGAUCAUGCAAUGCUCAUGCAACUUACGUUUGGAAAAAGCUCAAGGUGUCCAUUAGAGGCAACUUCAAAGCAAGUUUGAAUUGAGAUCAUGUUGUCCUUGAGUAAAGAUUGAGCAGUUGCUGUAGUUCAGAACCAUCAUUCCUUUGCGAUUAAGAUCUAUGAGACAGGUUAAAACUAUGGAUUACUUUAUCGAAAACUACAUGAAACUAAAAAGGUUACGAAACCUAAACUCUAAUUUGAGUGAUAGAACUCUCUUCACGAGAGCUCCCAUUUGUUUACGUUUUCUCGACUUGUCUCUCAAGUUUCGUUUCUGAGCCCAUAACUGGCUGCAUAAAUUGAUGGUGAUGGUG
Messenger RNA from Stylophora pistillata, 2444 nucleotides. RefSeq lists its product as uncharacterized. NCBI's taxonomy places the organism in Eukaryota, Metazoa, Cnidaria, Anthozoa, Scleractinia, Pocilloporidae. Gene Ontology annotation, cellular component: membrane. Gene Ontology annotation, biological process: transmembrane transport. The record is from RefSeq and is a predicted model, not a curated record. Gene Ontology annotation, molecular function: transmembrane transporter activity.